Messenger RNA from Fraxinus pennsylvanica, 1731 nucleotides. The record is from the annotation of a GenBank genome assembly. Lineage: Eukaryota; Viridiplantae; Streptophyta; Magnoliopsida; Lamiales; Oleaceae.
AUGGACGAUGUAGACCGCCUACUCCAGUGCUUCAAAUGCGGCCUCUCUCCUCCUCAAUCUGCAAUCAGAGAAAGAAAAAAGGAAAAACGAAAAUUGAAUCAAGAAUCUUCACCAAAACAAGAAAAAUCUUCAUUUUCUGAAACUCCGACGACAAAAAAUUGUAAAAUUCCGGGCAAUGACAAACAGUUCUCUCCGAUGGUGUUUUAUGGUUCACCUCACGGCGUGCCUCCAAAGCGGCCUGCUCGAUUGCUGCGAUUGUUGCAGGAAAUACGUGUUGAUCUCUCGGAACAAACUAAAUUGAGAGAAGAAUUUUGGGCUACCUUUCCAAGGCAGGAGGAAGCGAUGAAGUACGCUAAAGAGCGUUCAAAUGCACGUGUUUUUAGUUUUCAGGAUCAUAUGAAUGGCCAGAGAAGGUUUCUCGUUUCAACGUACAAGGAAUUUUGGAGAAGGUAUAAAGAGAUGAAUCCUAAAUUUCGCCACCAUUACGAAGUUAUUCAGCAGGGGUUACCAUGCCACCUCUAUUUUGAUUUGGAGUUCAACAAGCGAGAAAAUCCUAACAAAAAUGGAGAUGAAAUGGUGGAUUUCCUGCUGACUCUUGUCUUUGAUGCGCUACUUGAGAAGUAUUCUAUCGCAGGAAACAAGGAUUGGGUAGUAGAACUUGAUUCAUCUACGGACGAAAAGUUCUCUCGUCAUUUACUCAUCCGCUUACCUAAGGCUGCCUUCAAAGACAAUUCACAUGCUGGUGCAUUUGUUUCUGAGAUAUGUUCAAGGGCUUAUCUUUAUAAGGAAACUGAUGGAAGAUUCAAAAAUCUGUUCAUCUCAAAGGAUGCAAGCUCUGCUGAUAAUCAAUGCCAGCUUUUCGUGGAUACAGCUGUCUAUUCUAGGAAUCGUUGCUUUAGACUACCUCUAUCAUCAAAAGCUGGGAAAAGCUCUAUUCUUUUACCUAGUGGGCGGUUUAAAUGUAAGGAUAUGAGUGAAGGAGAAGUGUUUAUGGAAUCCUUAAUCUGCAACAUGGAUGCUGAUUGUGAGAAGCUUCUAAUAUGCAAAAUGGAUUUAGACUGCGUGAAGGCGCUGCAGUUUGAUACAGAGGUUACGAGUUCCCCUAAACAUUCUCGUUUUCCUCGAGACUUUCACUUGAAUGCUUGUACAAGUGAUGCUUCCAAAACUUACUUGAUGGGAAAAUCACCGUUCCCGGCUCUGGACGUAUUUGUAGAGACUGUUGUUGCCUCCGUUGGAAAUGUAUCAGGAAAAAUUCGGAGCUGGUACUGGUUCUCAGAAUAUGGAUUGAUGGUUUAUAGCAUGUCUAAAAAUAGAUACUGUGAACGAAUUGGCAGACAACAUAAGAGCAAUCACGUUAUAUAUGUCGUUGAUCUAAGAAGGGCUGCUUAUUAUCAGAAGUGUCAUGAUCCUGAUUGCAGAGGCUAUCGAUCACCUCUUCGUCCGAUUCCUGACGAUGUUCUUCCUGAUUCUGCCUUUUACUUCAAUCUUCCUGGAGGCUGUGACAACCAGGGACAUGUUUAUCUAGCAGAUGAUGGAAGUAUACCCGACAGUUGCAAGAAAGAAAAGUGGUGGCUUGAAGCAAUUGAAUUUGCAGACCAGGUUGAACAUAUACAGAAGGCACUGGACUUAACUGGGGUGGAUGAAACAUGUGAAGAAGAGGACGAGGAGUGGUGGACAGCUGUUGAAAGGACUGCAUCCCAGACUGAACUAACCUACCUUCAACGAACUUAA